UAAACAACAACAGCUAAUGUUUCUAUUCAUAAACAUGGAUAGUAAUUACUCACUGUCCGGUAAACAAGGACGCUCCAGUUUCUAUCAUUUAUACGAAAAGUCUCUUUUUGCUGAAGUUGAGAAACAAAAGACGACAAAUAAGAACAGCUUAAUUCACAGGUUGGUUUGUGUAGCGACUAUUAACCAAGACCUGAGCAGCUGUAGUGAUGAGCGAUGUGCAGUAACUGAACACUACAAACAAUUUCUGUUAAAAUUCCAGCAAAACACAUUGACAGAAGGAGUUAGUGGCUUACUGCUGCUGUAUCAUAAAUGCAUCAUCCAUUUGCUCGAGUCUUCAUCUGAGGUGCUCACACUGAUCAUAAAAGAUCUGAGUGACAUGGAGAAAGGAUCCAACUGCUUACUAAAGGACUGCAGGAUUCUUGUUUUCUCUCAUUGCCUGAUGGGUCGAUUGUUUUCUUCAUGGAGCUACCGAAUGUUAAACCAGUCCCUAAGCUUAAACGUUACAGCUGUGCACACACCAUCAGAAGAGUUGCUUGUACAAGACAGCCUGGCCAAGAUUUACAAAUAUUGCACAUGGCUGCUAAAAUGCAAGGGUAUCAGUGAAGGGCAAGGUACACAGAAACAGGAUUUUUUGGUGGAAGAACAAGCCGUAAUUCACCUUUGCCAGAGCCAAGUGCUGCAUUCUCCCACUACAUUCCUUCAGAGCUAUAUGAAACCAGUACACAUACUCACGGAUGCAGAAACUGUGUGGCCAACGCAGCACCGGCUCUUGUGGCAGACAAAUGAAGAAGAAUAAAGGCAAUAAGGAUGCAGCAAAAGAGGGUGCAGCUUACAAGUAAAAGGAGCCUCCAAGACAUAAUUAAAAAACACCAACAGAA
Molecule: messenger RNA, 878 nt
Organism: Trichomycterus rosablanca
Lineage: Eukaryota; Metazoa; Chordata; Actinopteri; Siluriformes; Trichomycteridae
Product: testis-expressed protein 47
Exons: 7
Coding region: 17-796 (259 amino acids)
Source: RefSeq, a predicted model, not a curated record